Messenger RNA from Parastagonospora nodorum SN15, 198 nucleotides. RefSeq lists its product as hypothetical. NCBI's taxonomy places the organism in Eukaryota, Fungi, Ascomycota, Dothideomycetes, Pleosporales, Phaeosphaeriaceae. The transcript has 2 exons. The coding region runs from base 1 to 198 and encodes 65 amino acids. The record is from RefSeq and is a predicted model, not a curated record.
AUGUGUAAGAAACAGAGUGGUACAACCGCACUCUUGGAUAUCAUCCUCCAAUUCCUCCUAUUUGUUCCUCCUCUUUCGAUCGCAAUGCGACUUCUCAACGCCUUGUCAAUUGUACCCGCGCCAUUCUGCACACUACCUCCAAACAUGUCAAAAGCAACAGACGCCGCGGCCAAGAACGUGGAGUUGGCGCUCGAGUGA